AUGGCCACCCCAACCCCAAUCGCAACUCUCGGCCGCGAUGCUAAGACUGCCGAAGCUGUCCGAGAGCUACUCCUCCCGGACUUCGAUGUUGUGCACACAUGCCUCGAUACCGCCACGGCCGAGACAGAGCUCCCCCUCGUCUGCUCCGGACAACUCGAAGCCGCGGCCCAGUCCGGGCUGGGCAGCAACGCCAAGCUUCCCGCCGGCGAACGACGGGUCCCCUCGGUCAUCUAUCUCGGAGGGGGGGUCUCUGACGAAGACACCGCGAAGCUCACUGCCGUGGUUGGAGAGAAGGCACCGGGCGUUCGCUUCAUUCGUGUCACGCGCGACGAGGUCCUUGCGACCGGAGCCACGGGACCAGUUCCAGAAGUCAUUGCGAAGAUCUUUCGCGAAAAGUUUGCGAGCCUGUAA
Phialemonium atrogriseum is the source of this 411-nucleotide messenger RNA. RefSeq lists its product as uncharacterized. NCBI's taxonomy places the organism in Eukaryota, Fungi, Ascomycota, Sordariomycetes, Cephalothecales, Cephalothecaceae. The transcript is spliced from 2 exons. Bases 1 to 411 code for a protein of 136 amino acids. The record is from RefSeq and is a predicted model, not a curated record.